AUUGGGUGACAUUGCGACAUUGCGACAUUGCGACACCGGCACGCAUGGGAACAACUUGGGAAGUGAAAAAGUACGAUAAUGAGUUGUGAAUAAUAUCAAAUCUUAUCAAAUCAUCUCAUCUCAUCUCAUCUCAUCUCAUCAAUCAGAUCCCCCACUUUACUUUUCUUUACUUUACUUUUCCCCUCUUUCCUCUGUCUUUUAAAUAUUUAUUGGAAAUACCAAUGAUAUCGAGAAAAUCGUCUCUUCUUUUGGCACAAUCUUUCACUGGACAUUAUAUCAAGAUCUCUACUAUCGCAUCUCCGCGCUUCUUUCACCCCACCAUGAGUAACAAAUCUAAGCUUCAACCUGCUGCUCGCGUUGCUGCAAGAAGGCAAGAUGUUUGGUAUGUGCAACUCACAUUUGGGUCUGGACUCAUGGAAGUCGUGCCGUCAGCUUUAAUUGAAACUCUGCAAGUGCAAGGCACAGGAGAUUCCCAGAAAGUUUACUUCAAUCGAUCUUGAAAAGUUACUCAUACUUUCAUACCAAUGCCAAUAAGCAUACGGCUGGUUGUUUUCUGACUGACAUUAUAUCGCAUCUCUAACAUGAGGCAUUUGCAGGUCCAUUGUCAAUGAGGGUGCUGCCGCCUCUCCCAAGCAACCUAUUGUAAAUAUGGGCCAAGGGUUCUUCGGAUACAAUCCUCCCAAGUUUAUUCUCGAUGCCGCCAAGGCAGCUCUUGAUAAGGUUGAAUGCAACCAAUAUUCGCCAACGAAGGGUCGUCCACGUCUUAGGCAAGCAAUUGCAGAUUCAUAUUCUCCUCUAUGGGGGAGAAAGCUGGACCCAGAGACGGAAAUUACUAUUACAACCGGUGCAAAUGAAGGUUAGGAAAGACACGAAGCAUUGGGGAUAUACGCUUACCAGCCGCAGGCAUGCUUAGUGCCUUCAUGGGUUUCAUCGAGGAGGGAGACGAGGUCAUAAUAUUUGAGCCAUUCUUUGACCAGUAAGCUGGUAUGCUGGGGUGGACUUGACAGAUGCGAUACUGAGCCUAUCACAGAUAUAUCAGCAACAUUGAAAUGCCAGGUGGAAAGAUUCGUUAUGUACCCCUUCACCCCCCUGAACGGGGUGCAACUCACAACACUUCUGCUGGCGAAUGGACGAUAGACUUUGCGGAGCUCGAGGCUGCCAUUACACCCAAGACAAAGAUGAUCGUGCUAAAUACGCCUCACAAUCCAGUUGGAAAGGUUUUCUCAAAAGAGGAAUUGCUUAGGAUUGGGGAGCUUUGCGUCAAGAACGAAAUUAUCAUUCUGUCCGAUGAGGUGUAUGACCGACUCUACUACACACCAUUUACAAGAAUCGCAACAUUAUCUCCAGAAAUUGAAAGACUCACACUUACGGUUGGCUCUGCGGGAAAGAACUUUUACGCUACUGGAUGGCGUGUCGGGUGGUUGAUCGGUCCACCACAUUUGAUUCAGUAUGUUGCAGCAGCACAUACAAGAAUUUGCUAUUCUUCCGUGUCUCCACUACAAGAAGCUGCUGCUGUCGGGUUCGAAGAAGCUGAUGCCAACAAUUUUUGGGAAUCAGCCGUGAUUGAGAUGAAAGGUAAAAUGGAUCUUUUCAACGAAAUUUGGAAAGAGCUGGAUCUUCCCUUUUCCGAUCCCGAAGGAGGUUAUUUCGUUUUGGUGAACAUGAAGAAGGUCAAGAUACCUUCGGACUAUCCAUUUCCAGACCACGUUAAAGAUCGUCCAAGAGACUUCAAGUUGAGUUGGUUUUUAAUACAGGAGGUUGGCGUAGCUGCUAUUCCUCCGACCGAAUUUUACACAGAUGAAAAUGCUCAUAUUGGCGAGGACUGGUUGCGAUUCGCGGUAUGCAAAGAGGAUAAGGUUCUUGAAUCAGCAAAAGAGAGGUUGAGAGACCUGAAGAAGUAUAUCGAGGAAUAGAAAAUCGAGAUGAUCGAGUCGGACUCAACAUGUAAGAAGCAAGACACGAAGAGGUAAUUCUAGCUAAUAAACAAUUACCGAUUGAAGAAUCUUGUUUGUAGUAUUUGGGGGCAAAGCGCGAUUAACUUCCAAAGUUUUAUUCUCACUGUGUGAUAUAGUACCAAUGGGAGUCUUGUUGCGCAUCUAAACAUUACCUAAGUAAACAAGUGUCAAGAUUAACAGAUGAACUGUGGUAUGGAUAAUGAUAUUAACAAGGCACAGAUUGAUGCUUUCAGUAACUCAGACGAUUGUUACCCCACGGCAUGUUCGCUUCAACACCGAGGAUGUAUGUAGUGACAUCAUGAUAAUAUGACAAUCGACCUUACGUAUUUGGAAGUUGUAUAUACAACAUUGACGUAAGGGCCAACAGUGGGUGCAGAAAUUCUGUAAGCAUAAUUCAGUGAAA
Messenger RNA from Sclerotinia trifoliorum, 2358 nucleotides. Lineage: Eukaryota; Fungi; Ascomycota; Leotiomycetes; Helotiales; Sclerotiniaceae. The record is from the annotation of a GenBank genome assembly.